CAUCAUGUUGUCAAUCUCUCUGGCAAAGCAGGUGACAUCCAUCAGAAAAGAGUAGGUCACGAUCAGAUGUUCGACAGACGGACCUCGGACCACAUUCAGGAAAGUGCCAUGGAGUCAGUAGUAGGAGCAUCUGAAUGUGCUGAGACUCUGGUAGGACCGGACGGAGAUGGAGAGCAUCUUAUUCUAGAAUCAGAGUGUGCAAGAGGUGUGGGUUUGAAUGAUUCUGUGCUAACACUUGGAGAAGACCACAGAUCUACAGAUGUAAUAGAGGACUCAGACUCUAAUACUGAACAGUCAGAGUUCCUAUCCUCUCAUUUGUCUGCGCAAUCAGUGUCUGAAAAUAGUGCUGUACCCAAAAUAAUUGUGGGCAAAGGCAGAUCUGCACUGAAGCCUAAAACCAUGUUGAAGGUUAAAAUGGUCAGCCUUCAAAAGCUGAAGAGAAAAUCAGCAACUUCUAAGAAAACGUAUGGAACAAACCUGCAGCAUCAGGAAGAUGCAGACUCUGUUACCUCAGAAAACAAGGGUCACCCUGUGGAGUCUGACACAUCUGAUUGCACCUUAGAUAACACAAAUGGAUCCUCUCACACCUACUCUUGCUUGCAGUGUCCAUUCAGUCACUCUCAGGAGGAAAACCUCAGAAGUCACAUAAAGAAAGUCCACUCCACUAAGGUUAUGGGAAGUGAGACUGCAGUCGACCCCUCUUUGCCCAACAGCUGCCAUGUUUGUGGCAAAAGCUACCGCUUCCCUUGCUUAUUAAAAGCCCACCUGCGCACCCACACCGGAGAGCGUCCUUUUCUCUGUCCGGUAUCUAAAUGUGGCCGCAGUUUCUCCCAUUCCCAGGCCCUCCGUCGCCAUAGACUCAUUCAUGUGGCCAAACACAUCCUAACAUCACAAAACGAUGUUCCUGAGGAAAACGAACUACAAAAGCCAGAAUCCCAAACUUAUGACUGUCUGUACUGUGUAGAGACCUUCAGCUCGCUCAGCGCCAGGAGAGACCAUCACAAGACCCACCCUGAAGAAGCAGUGCAUCGCUGCAACGCCUGCGGGAAGCAGCUCAGCUGUCAGGCAGCUCUAAUCAGACACAAGCGGAUCCACACAGAACAACGACCCUAUAAGUGUACCGAAUGUCAGUCCACCUUCAUCUGCUCAACCUCGUACAAACGGCACAUGCUGACCCAUCGACCAGAGAGACCAUUCCUUUGUACAUGUGGGAAGGGCUUCACAUACCGUGGUGCUCUUUUGGCUCAUCAGCGCAUCCAUUUGGAGGAGAGACCAUACCAUUGCACGGACUGCGGGAAGGGUUUUCUGUACCCAGGGGCUUUGGGCAAACACCAGAGGACCCACUCCAAAAAGAAGCCAUGUGGGAAGAACUGUAAUAUAAAGAACUCUCGUUGUUCACACACGGACAGCCACGGCACAGAGAAAACUUUUAAAUGCACUCUGUGCGACAAGUCAUUUGCGUUUAAGGCCAGCUUGACCCGGCAUAAACUCACUCACACCGGAGAAAGACCAUUCCUUUGUGCAGACUGCGGAAAGGCCUUCUUCUCCCUUGGAGAGUUGCUCAAGCACCAGCGCUACCACACAGGACAUAAACCUUUCCAAUGCCCAGACUGCAAAAAGAGUUUCACGCAAGCCUGCUACUUGCAGGUCCACAUGAGGCACCAUACAGGCAUACGGCCUUAUUCGUGUUCUCACUGUAACAAGAGUUUCUUCAGCUCUUCCCGCCUUAAGAGACACCUGCGGAUUCACACGGGAGAGAAACCCUUCCAGUGCUUGGACUGCGGAAAAAGAUUUCAACAGUCAUAUCAUCUGAAAGUGCACUUCCAGACUCAUGUAGAAAAGAGCUCGGAAAGCAGGAUGUCUAAUGCUUCAUUGAUGGCAUCCUAAUUAUUUAACUUGGGGGG
This is a messenger RNA of Cyprinus carpio (common carp), 1904 nucleotides long. RefSeq names its product C2H2-type zinc finger protein. Gene Ontology annotation, molecular function: RNA polymerase II cis-regulatory region sequence-specific DNA binding; DNA-binding transcription factor activity. The transcript is spliced from 3 exons. Gene Ontology annotation, biological process: regulation of transcription by RNA polymerase II. The coding region runs from base 67 to 1887 and encodes 606 amino acids. Lineage: Eukaryota; Metazoa; Chordata; Actinopteri; Cypriniformes; Cyprinidae. The record is from RefSeq and is a predicted model, not a curated record.